This is a messenger RNA of Lytechinus pictus (painted urchin), 1684 nucleotides long. RefSeq names its product carbohydrate sulfotransferase 11-like. The record is from RefSeq and is a predicted model, not a curated record. The transcript is spliced from 4 exons. Gene Ontology annotation, molecular function: sulfotransferase activity. Bases 228 to 1316 code for a protein of 362 amino acids. Gene Ontology annotation, biological process: carbohydrate biosynthetic process. NCBI's taxonomy places the organism in Eukaryota, Metazoa, Echinodermata, Echinoidea, Temnopleuroida, Toxopneustidae. Gene Ontology annotation, cellular component: membrane.
ACUUUCAUCAAAGUUUUCAGAGAGAGAUUCAGAGACAAAGAUAUCCCCUGAAGACUUAUACGAAUGUUACGUAAACUUGACAAGAUCAGAACCUUUAUAAAAGCCAAGAGACUUCAGUGAAUGUUUAAGAUUUUGAUGAGAGGACUCCAGACGACGUGUACUUGACUUACAACGUUCGCUUGAGCUAACCGCAGCUCUUCGAACCAGGAGCAUAACUUUUGAGAAAAAUGGCCCACAACAAGAUAACUUUUCUUAUUGUCUGCGCCAUGUUGGUCGGCUUCUUCUUCGUGGGACAUCUGAAGGAGGCAGCAAAAGUGUACCACAUCACAAAGGCUAUGUUAGCCGGUCAUGAGGAGGAUGUUGACGCCACUUUUCACGUAGUUCACGAGAAAUCUAGAAACCAUUCACCCGCAGGGAUACGACAAAGUGCAACAGACGGAGCAGACACUUCACCUGGAAGUUCCUGGUUCGAAACCCAAUCCUUGCGGAAACAACUUCUGAAGAAAGAGUGCGACUUGAACCCGUCACUAAAAUCGAACCUUACCAAUGUUAUACACAACCAGAAAGGGUUACUCCGUUACUACGUUGUUGAUGAUACGUACAAGAUAAUGUACGGCAGCAUCUGUAAGGUGGGUUCUACUCAUUGGAAAAGUGUUUUCCUCGUCCUGAACGGAAAAUUCAAAAGUGUGGAUGAAGUACCACUUCAAAUUAUCCAUACUGAUCCCAGUGUGAAGACGCUCGACCAAUACAGUCCCGCGGAAAUAGAGCAUCGUCUGCGCAAUUAUACCACAUUUAUCUUCGUUCGGGAUCCCCUUUCUCGGGUUUUAUCGGCAUACAGAAACAAACUUGAGGAGAAAAAUACUUAUUACCAACCUCGUGUCGGGAGCAGUAUCCUCAAGAUGUAUCGGAAAAACCCGACCUCGUUGGAACUUACAUCUGGAGUAGGCGUCACGUUUGCAGAAUUCCUACGGUUUAUUACAGAAAGAAAGGAAGGGGGCAACGUGGAUCAUCAUUGGAGGCCUAGCUAUCAAAUGAUUUUUCCAUGUAACAUUCGGUAUGAUUAUAUCGGUAAACUGGAGAGGGGAAAGGAAGACUCGGAAAACAUCUUAAGACUCUUGAAGAUUGACCACCUCGUACGCUUAAGAGAUUCAACGAAGAACAAGAGUCACACUGAGAAAACAUUGUUUAAUAAGUAUUACAAAAAUAUUAAACAGGAUUAUAUUACAAAAUUGUACGAGAUGUAUGCUCCGGAUUUCAAACUAUUUGGAUAUUCCAUGGAUACAAAUUUAACACAACGAAAGAUUCUUGCAAAUUGAUGACCAUCUAAACUUAAAAUACUCCACAUCUUAGCGUUUGAAGGUAAGAUUGAGUAUUAUCCAUUUGUACAUAUUGAGAUCUAUUAUCUAAGUGACUUUUGAACCAUUCAAGUGUGACUCCGCGAAUACCAUAAUAAUACAACUUCCUUAAUAAAAUGUCAUGAUUUAUAGAGUGUCGAAUGCCUUGCUGAGGUUUAGAAAUAAUCCGAUCGAUUCAUCAUUAUUUUCAAACUUUUAAAAUUAUUAUAUAAAAUGCAUUUUAUUGCUGAAGAUGUGGAGUGCCCAGGUCUAACUCCCUACCGACAGUAAAAGAUAUUACAUUUAUUUAGAAAGUUAAAUAAACGGUUGUAAACCACUCUUUCAAGAUU